AUGUCGUCUAUGCGAGGUCUCGUUCAAUUCAUCGCUGACCUGCGGAACGCCCGGGCCCGAGAACUGGAAGAGAAGCGAAUCAACAAGGAAUUGGCCAACAUCCGGCAAAAGUUCAAAAGCGAGAAGUUGGAUGGCUAUCAGAAGAAGAAAUACGUCUGCAAGCUGCUCUACAUCUACAUCCAGGGUUACAAUGUCGACUUUGGACACCUGGAAGCCGUCAACCUUAUUUCCGCAACCAAAUAUUCCGAGAAGCAAAUUGGAUAUCUCGCAGUGACCCUGUUCCUGCACGAACAACACGAACUUCUGCCCUUGGUGGUCAACAGCAUUCGAAAGGACUUGUUGGACCACAAUGAGCUCAACAACUGUCUGGCUCUGCACGCGGUGGCCAAUGUUGGAGGUCGCGAGAUGGGAGAGGCCUUGAGCGCAGAUGUUCACCGACUGCUGAUAUCUCCCACGUCCAAGUCCUUUGUCAAGAAGAAAGCAGCCCUCACCCUGCUGCGCCUCUACCGAAAGCACCCAGCCAUCAUCCAAAGAGAAUGGGCCGAACGAAUAGUGUCAUUGAUGGACGAUCCAGACAUGGGCGUGGUGUUGUCGGUUACCUCCCUCGUCAUGGCCCUCAUCCAGGACAACCCCGACGCUUUCAAAGGGAGUUACGUAAAAGCCGCACAAAGAUUGAGGAAGAUUGUCAUAGAAAACGACAUCUCACCGGAUUACCUCUACUACAAAGUGCCGUGUCCGUGGAUUCAGGUCAAGUUCUUGAAAUUACUGCAGUAUUAUCCUCCUUCAGGCAAGUCCCACUACUCCUCCGUUGAAUUGUACUGA
Messenger RNA from Cladophialophora yegresii CBS 114405, 822 nucleotides. RefSeq lists its product as uncharacterized. Gene Ontology annotation, biological process: intracellular protein transport; clathrin-dependent endocytosis. NCBI's taxonomy places the organism in Eukaryota, Fungi, Ascomycota, Eurotiomycetes, Chaetothyriales, Herpotrichiellaceae. Bases 1 to 822 code for a protein of 273 amino acids. The record is from RefSeq and is a predicted model, not a curated record. Gene Ontology annotation, molecular function: clathrin-cargo adaptor activity. Gene Ontology annotation, cellular component: AP-2 adaptor complex; membrane coat. The transcript has a single exon.